Molecule: messenger RNA, 2707 nt
Organism: Thrips palmi
Lineage: Eukaryota; Metazoa; Arthropoda; Insecta; Thysanoptera; Thripidae
Product: acetylcholinesterase
Exons: 15
Coding region: 620-2707 (695 amino acids)
Biological process (GO): synaptic vesicle endocytosis; chemical synaptic transmission; neuron cell-cell adhesion
Cellular component (GO): postsynaptic membrane; synapse; cell surface
Molecular function (GO): signaling receptor activity; neurexin family protein binding
Source: RefSeq, a predicted model, not a curated record
UCGGUGCGUCGCGCCGCGCGCCCAGGACCGCGUCGAGGACACUGCCAACCAGGCGCGAGGCGGCCACCCAUCAGUAUCGCACCCAUUUCUAGUCUCGCCACGCCGUCGGCCAGUGACCGGUUCGCGGCAGCUCAGUGGGUGGUUCGGUGUGUUCGUGCCGCGUCUGUGACCAGUUUGUGACCAGUUUGUUGCCAGUUUGUGACAAGUUUGUGACCAGUUUGUACUGACCAGCCAGUGAAUCAUUCGAGCGCGCUUGGCCGCGUGGAGUGAUCAUUUUGUGACCAGUGUGGCCAUCGAGAGCCGACUUUAGUGCCUCUUUGUGACCGUCGUGUGCAUUUCGCGACGGCCCCCUUGACCUGUGCAACCACUUUGUGACUCGGCCGUAGCCGCGACCACUUCCAGUGUCGUGUGACCAGCUCGUCCUGGAGGCCCUGGCGGUCGUGGACAGGCCCCCUCAUGUUGGCGGGCAGGCUCGGCGGGGGUCCGGGCGCCGCACCAACCGGCUUGCCUCCAGGAUCACGUCGAGAACCACGUAGAGGCCCUCGGUGACGUCCGUCCUCGAUGGGCUGGUACCCGUCACCCCGGCAGGGACAGCGCAGAGGGCCUUGACAGCGCCGAGAUGGCGAGUCCCCGACUGCUGGCGUUGCUGGCGCUGCUGCUGCAGGUGGUGAAGAUGGCCCUCGGCGUGCAGCUGGGCCCGCAGGAGUCGUCCGUGCUGCUGAGCCAGGGCGCGGUCCGCGGGAUGCGCGUGCUGACGGAGACCCGGCAGGGCGUCCUCGCCUACCUGGGCGUCCCCUACGCCGAGCCGCCCAUCGGAGAGCUGCGCUUCUCGGAGCAGGACGAGGACUGUCUCUUCCUCAACAUCUGGGCCCCGGAGGUGACCACGGCGUUCCGCCCCGUGCCCGUGAUGGUCGUCCUGGAGGGCCGCGGCUUCGUCACGGGGUCGCCCGCCCAGCUGCCGGCGCAGGACCUGGCCGCCGAGGGCGUCGUCGUGGUCACCGUGGCCUACCGCCUCAACGUGUUCGGUUUCCUUUGCCUCGGGGACGGCGGCGCGCGCGGCAACCUGGGCCUCCUCGACCAGUACCUGGCGCUGCUGUGGGUGCGCGACAACAUCGACAAGUUCGGCGGCGACCCCCGCACCAUCACGCUGCUGGGCCACGGCGCGGGCGCGGCCAGCGUUGCGCUGCACCUCACCAGCCCGCGGACGCUGGGUUUGUUCCAGCGCGCCGUCCUCAUGUCGGGCGCCGCGUCGUCGCCAUGGGCGCGCUCGCCGUCGGCCACCUCCGCGUCGCUGGGGGUGGCGCGCAGUCUGGGCUGCCCGCUGCCGCCGUUCGCGGCCUUCCCGUUGGACACCGAGUCCCGCCUGCCGCCACUGCGCCCGGCCUCGGCCACCACCCUGGACUGCCUCAGGACCAAGUCCACCUCGGAGAUCCUGAGGGCCUUCCUCACGCAGUACCAGGCCGGUAACUGGUCGGACCUGCCCCUGCCCGUGUCCGACUCGUUCCUGCCCCCCGAGGAGCAGUACCUGCCUAAGGACCCGAGGGACGCCCUGCGCGAGGGCGCGUUCCCCCAGGUGCCCAUCAUGACGGGCGUGGCGGACCAGGACGGCACCGUGGCCUUGGCCGAGCAGCGCGACCUGUCCCGGCAGAGCUUCGCGCAGCUGCGGCGGUUCUUCUUGAACGCCGCCAUCCCCGGCGUGGCCAAGCGCUACGGCUUCACCACCAUCCCCACCCUGCGCGCGCUGCUGGAGUGGAAGUACGUGGACGCGGCGGCGCCCGGCGACACCAGCGCCCUCAUGGCGGGGCUGCUGCAGAUGUACACAGACGCCCGCUUCAAGGCGCCCCAUGCCCGGCAGCUGCAGUUGCUGUCGUCCAGGACAACGCAGCUGUUUGCGUACCGCUUCGACCAGCCGGGCCCCGACCUGGUGGGCUCAGGGUACCCAGCGCAGCCUCACAACCUGGAGGACUGCAAAGCUGCCGAACGGAACUGUGGUCCGACUAGACCCCUAGACCUGACGGCUUGCGCGGCUUGCGUGACCUCUACUGCCUGCCUAGACCUGGCGCUGCCUGCGCUGUGCUGCCCGUCGUCCCGCGCGGUCUUACUCAAAGUGAUUCUAAUCUCCAGACUUCGGGAAACUUUGUUGCCGGGCGCGGGGUACGGCUCGGAGCUGCUGCUUCUGCUGGGGCCGACGCUGCUCCGGCAGGUGGCUGGGCGCCGCUUCACGCCGCAGGAGGAGCGCCUGGCGGCCUACAUGAAGAGGAUGUGGGUGGACUUCGCGAGGGCCGGCAACCCCACGCCGGGCGCGCGCGGCUACGGCGUCACGUGGCGGCGGUACACCGACUCGGACAGGGCCUUCUUGUCGCUGGUGGCGGACGGCACGCACCCCAUGCCCAUGCGGUCCUACUCCUUCGCCUUCCCCAGCGAGGGCGCCCCCGACGGCCAGGCCAGCGGCCGCGACGCGCGCGACACCAGGGCGGCGCAGCUGUGGAACGUGUUCCUGCCCAAGCUGCACAACGACAGCAUCGGCGACCGCAUGGCGGUCUGGGCCGCCUCCAGGGAAGCCCCGCUCACUAACGCCCAGCCCUUCCGCUCCGCCAUGUUCACGCUGCUGGCGCUGGUGCUGCUGCUGCUCCUGCUGCUCAUCAUGUGCCUAGUGCUGCUCAAGCGGCGCGCCAAGGAGCGCGGCAGGGAGCGCGACUCCUUCUGA